AUGGCCGCCGCCGUGAGCAACAAGCCCCAGCAAGACUGGGCCGACGACGACGAUGGCAUCGAGGAGCCCAGCACUGAGCUGCCGCCCGUUCAGACCAUUUCCAACAAGGACGGAACCAAGACUAUCAUCUCCUACCGCAUCAACGAAGAUGGCCAGAAAGUGAAAACCACCCGGCGCGUGCGCUACAUCACCCAACGAGAGACCGUCAACCCCCGCGUCGCCGACCGCAAGUCAUGGAGCAAAUUCGGCCAGUCAGAGAAGGACGGUGCUGGCCCUGCCCCGGAUACGACCUCCAUCGCCGAAAACAUGAUCUUCAGGCCCAGCAUCAACUGGCGCAAGGACGCCAAGGAGGAGAUGGGCGAGCAGGAGCAGCUCAAGGACAAGCUGAAGGACAAGAAGGUCAAGUGCCGUAUCUGUAACGGAGAGCAUUUCACGGCACGCUGUCCGUACAAGGACACCAUGGCGCCCGUCGGAGGCACGGCGGACCCAGCUGCGGCACCGAUCGGCGAGGAUCCCGCGCUGUCCGCCGGCCCUGGGCCUGGCGCCGCUGGCGCAAAGAAGGGCUCCUAUGUGCCCCCGGCGCUCCGUGGAGCUGGCGGUGCUGCUGCUGCGGGACGUGGUGAAUCGAUGGGCGGCAAAUUUGGUGAUAGGGACGACCUGGCGACCCUGCGUGUCACCAACGUUUCCGAAAUGGCAGAGGAGGGCGAGCUGCGCGAUAUGUUCGAGCGCUUUGGUCGCGUCACAAGGGUGUUCCUCGCCAAGGAUCGCGAGACUGGGUUGGCCAAGGGUUUCGCAUUCAUCAGCUUCGUGGACCGCUCCGAUGCCGAAAAGGCCUGUGCCAAGAUGGACGGCUUUGGUUUCAAGCAUCUCAUUCUUCGUGUCGAAUUCGCCAAGAAAGCUGCUCAGUAA
Molecule: messenger RNA, 909 nt
Organism: Emericellopsis atlantica
Lineage: Eukaryota; Fungi; Ascomycota; Sordariomycetes; Hypocreales; Bionectriaceae
Product: eukaryotic translation initiation factor 3 subunit G-domain-containing protein
Exons: 3
Coding region: 1-909 (302 amino acids)
Cellular component (GO): cytoplasm; eukaryotic translation initiation factor 3 complex
Molecular function (GO): RNA binding; translation initiation factor activity
Source: RefSeq, a predicted model, not a curated record